AUGGGCCAGGAGCAAUCUGGACUAGGCUACGAGCAAAAGGGUGUAGCUCGAGCCGGGACACUCGUCUCCAAUCGUUCGCAGCGACGUGCAGUUUCCAUGAGCCAGUAUUCGGGCAGUACCUCCCAGCCGCAGCGCGUCCCAACGCCUACGACGUCGCCGCCACCAUAUGCGAUACAAGACCCAUCUCCAACAGUACAAACAAACCCGUUCUUACCAGAUUUACCUCCACGAGAUGCUCGCCAGCCAGUCGGCUCGCCAACGACGAGUGGAGGCGCCUAUGUGCGCAGAAAUGUGAGCGCGACAGUGCAGCCGUCACCUCCAGUCGCUGGACCUCAUCGACGGACGAUGUCUCAAGGCGAAUAUGGACGACCGAGCACUCGAGAACGCUAUGUGCCGUCCGCUGUGCCAGUGAUUCCAGAGACGACGGCACCUAUUGGCCAAUCUGUCCAAAGACAGGAUACACGAGCGUCUUUUCGGCCUACGCCUAUCAAUAGCCCGCGGGCGAAUAGUGUCCAUAUGAGUGGCUCGCCGACGAGCGUAAUGAACAGCCCGCGAACGCCAUCGCGAAGGUCGUCUGUAGAGGACCCGCUUUUGCAGCUCGUCAAGUAUGAUACUGUCAUUAUUGUUGAUGACUCGAGUUCCAUGGCUGGACCAUUGUGGUUCGAGGCCCGAGAGGCCCUUGCAGGCGUAGCGGAACUUGCAAGCAAAUAUGAUGCGGACGGCAUCGACAUUUAUUUCCUAAACUCGCCGUUGGUCGGGAAUGGACUGAGGCACGCCUCUGAGGUAAAGCGCUUAUUCGACCAAGUAGAGCCAGAUGGUGGUAUAACACCUACUGGAGAGAAGCUUGAAGAACUUCUUUUGGACUACCUUUUACGGUUGGAGCAUGCAAAGGAGAGGGCCGAUGCCGGAGACCAUUCGGCAUUGCGAGAGAUCAAACCGGUCAACUACCUUGUCAUUACGGACGGUGCACCAAGCGACGAUCCGGAGACGGUGAUUGUCACUGCAGCACGACGGCUGGAUGCCGGAAAGUUUCCAAUUACGCAAGUUGGUAUUCAGUUUAUCCAGAUUGGGAAUGACCCGGACGCGGGUGAAGCUCUGCGGGAGCUCGAUGAUGACCUUGCUGGUAAAUAUGGAGUUCGAGAUAUCGUGGACACGACACUGUAUUCUGGCAAUCAGCUUGAUGCAACCGUACUCACGAAAUGCCUUCUUGGUGGUAUCAAUCGCCGACGCUCGUACGCUGGAGGCUGGGGACCAGCUUGUCCAUUCUCCUCCGUCACACGUACUCCUCGAGGCUCGAUGGCUGUAGACCACGGCAGUCUAAUCAACAUAUCUAACCCGCAGUAUUUGGACAUUAACCGCAUUAAUUUGUGCUCCACCUUGACCUUUGGCCAUCGUAUGGGCCAAAGGCAUUCUAGCUCUGGAAACAAGGAACUCGCUCAGGCUGACACUCUGGAAAAUAUAGGAGCAAACUCCAACCAUCCACAUCGACGUGAAGUCUUCAUGUCCCAGUACCCCGGUGACACCAGCAACCCCCAGCGGCAGCAGCGUGGCGUGACGCGAGCGACAUCACCACCACCGUAUGCAAUACAAGAUAACCAGGCAGCUCCAUACGUUCGGGAGUCGUCUGCACACGAAGUUCGCCAGCCAGUGACCUCGCCGACGACGAGCGGCAGCGUCUUUCAUGGACCGAGGAAUGCGAGCACGAGUGCCCAACCAGCGGCCUCGAUUGCGAGUACUUCCCAUCGACGAACAGGAUCUCAGGAUGAUUAUGCGCGGACGAAUCACCGGGAACGGUAUGCAGCGCCUCCCAUGAUGGUGAUUCGAGAGGACGUCUCUGCUCAGAGACAGGAUACACGAGCAUCUCUGCGACCUCUGGCUACCACCAGUCUCCAUGCGCAGACAGUCCCACUCAGCAUGUCACCAGUUGGUAGCCCAGGGACGCCACCGCGGAGAUCGUCUGUGGAGGAUCCUCUUCUGCAGCUCAUCAAGUAUGAUACUGUCAUUAUUGUUGAUGACUCGAGUUCCAUGGCUGGUCCAUUGUGGUCUGAGGCUAGAGAUGCACUUGCUGGUGUAGCAGAAAUUGCGAGCAAGUACGAUACGGACGGUAUUGACAUUUACUUUUUAAACUCGCCAUUAGUCGGGAAUGGACUGAGACAUGCUGCCGAUGUGCAGCGUCUAUUCGACCAAGUACAACCGGAUGGUAUAACACCUACCGGAGAAAAACUUGAGGAACUCCUUUUGGUCUACCUGUGGCGACUGGAGCAGGCAAGGGAGAGGGCUGGAGAUAUGCUGCCGCUGCGAGAGAUUAAACCGGUUAACUAUCUCAUCAUAACAGACGGUGCACCAACCGACGACCCGGAGACCGUGAUUGUCGCUGCAGCGCGACGGCUGGAUGCUGGAAGGUUUCCGAUGACGCAAGUCGGUAUUCAGUUUAUUCAGAUUGGGAAUGACCCAGAGGCGAGCGAAGCUCUGCGGGAGCUGGAUGAUGACCUUGCUGGUAGAUAUGGAAUUCGGGAUAUUGUGGACACGACGCUCUAUUCUGGGAAUCAGCUCGAUGCGUCGAUGCUCACGAAAUGUCUGUUGGGUGGUAUUAAUCGGCGUGUCGACCGCCGCGGGAUUUAG
This is a messenger RNA of Serendipita indica DSM 11827, 2622 nucleotides long. The record is from the annotation of a GenBank genome assembly. NCBI's taxonomy places the organism in Eukaryota, Fungi, Basidiomycota, Agaricomycetes, Sebacinales, Serendipitaceae.